This is a messenger RNA of Striga hermonthica, 1287 nucleotides long. The record is from the annotation of a GenBank genome assembly. NCBI's taxonomy places the organism in Eukaryota, Viridiplantae, Streptophyta, Magnoliopsida, Lamiales, Orobanchaceae.
AUGUUGGCCCAGAAGCAAGCAGAGGAAGCCAUUGUCUCCACCUUCGAUUCGGCCGAAAACGGCGGCAAGGAGACCGCCGGAAACGCGGAGGAGCCGCCCAUUUUAAGCGUCAAAAACAUGCUCUGGCACGGUGGCUCCGCCUGGGACGCCUGGUUCAGUUGCGCUUCCAAUCAAGUUGCACAAGUGCUUCUAACACUGCCAUACUCAUUCUCGCAACUUGGAAUGUUAUCUGGGAUAAUUUUCCAAGUGUUUUAUGGGUUGGUCGGUAGCUGGACAGCUUACCUUAUAAGUGUACUGUACAUCGAAUAUCGAAUGAGAAAGGAAAAACAGGGCCAUAGCUUCAAAAAUCAUGUCAUUCAGAGGACAUGGACUUAUAUAUUUGGAGCAUGCUGUGCCACAACUGUUUUCAUUCCCUCGUUUCACAAUUACAGAAUUUGGUCAGUUUUAGGACUUGGAAUGACCACUUAUACUGCUUGGUACUUGACUAUAGCAGCACUUGUUCAUGGCCAGGCUGAGGAAGUUCAGCAUUCGGGGCCAAAGAAGCUGGUCCUUUACUUCACCGGCGCCACUAACAUACUGUACACGUUUGGCGGACAUGCUGUCACUGUAGAGAUUAUGCAUGCCAUGUGGAAACCUCAAAAGUUCAAGUACAUUUACUUGGCGGCCACAUUGUACGUUUUCACCCUAACCAUACCGUCGGCCUCCGCCGUUUAUUGGGCCUUCGGAGAUCAGCUUCUCAACCACUCCAAUGCUUUCUCUCUCCUUCCGAAGUCCAGCUGGCGAGACGCCGCCGUCAUUUUGAUGCUCAUUCAUCAGUUUAUUACAUUCGGAUUCGCAUGCACCCCACUCUACUUCGUAUGGGAGAAGGUGAUCGGGAUGCACGACACGAAGAGCAUCUGCCUGAGGGCACUUGCUCGUCUGCCUGUUGUGAUCCCAAUAUGGUUCUUGGCUAUCAUCUUCCCGUUCUUCGGCCCUAUCAACUCAGCUGUCGGGGCCCUCUUGGUGAGCUUCACCGUAUACAUCAUCCCGGCCCUGGCCCACAUGCUCACCUACAGAAAAGCCACUGCUCGCCAGAAUGCUGCUGAGAAGCCUCCACCUUUUAUGCCAAGCUGGACAGCCAUGUACGCCAUGAACACAUUCGUCGUGAUAUGGGUGUUCGUGGUGGGCUUUGGGUUCGGAGGUUGGGCCAGCGUGACCAAUUUCGUCAAACAGGUCGACACAUUUGGGCUCUUUGCAAAGUGCUAUCAGUGCAAGCCUCCAGUGCCGCCUUUAUCGUCACACCAUUGA